ACAAGAAGAGAAGAAAAAAUACGUUUUUUGAUUUACGUCGAAGUGUGUCGAUCUGCGUCGUGUGGAAGAUUUUAUGGAGACCAGUUUUCACUGUAUCAAUAUUUAUGUUGGACAUUAUUCAUACACAGGCUCAUCAAUAGCCGACAGUGUCGGCAGACAAUGCGGACAGCAUGUCGAUGAAUGGCGUGCGGUUAUUUGACGAGAUUAGUACCAGGUGCACUUUAGACCAUCGAUGACGUGCCCGGCCCAACUCGAUAAUGUAUUCAAAGCGAUGUAGGCUUUUUCAAAGAUGUCACCGACUGUUUUCCACUGUGAAAUUCAGUAGAAUCGUCGCCGAGGUAGUGGACGCAGGAUUCUAUCAUAGUGAUUAAAUAAGAAGAAAAUAAAUUACAACUUCUGCGGCUGUCGAGUGUGAAACGCAGAGAUGCUUCUGCUGACCCUUUCCUUCCUCAACCUGAUCGCUCUUCAUGAGUUGACAGAAGUCAGUUCAAGACAUCGCGCAGAGGCUCCGUGGACGUACGACAGCGCUAGGAAGAUGUGCGUUCAGGAACUCGUCACCAAGGACGGCGUGGCGAUGACGAGGGCCUACAGACUGCGGCAGAUCGCCGUGCGCCGAGACCAGGUCCGCUGUAUCUACGAGCAGUGCACCACGGAGGGUAUGAAACCAUACAAGAGGAGAAACAUGGUGGUGGCAGCGUGCUGGGAUCGCCACGCCAAGAGAUGUCGUCGUGUCCACUCAGAAUUCUACUUCUACAACCUCGUCGCCAUUGACUGUGGAACGAUCAAGUGCGACGGAAGCUCACAACUUGAAGUCAAACAGGAAGGCUGCUAUGACAAGAAAACGAAGCGGUGUUUUCAGCCGAACGCUAACCAAACCACAGUGGACGAAACCGGGGUGUGCACCUUCAGGGAGUGUCAGUCUCUCGGACCCCUCCGAGUCGGCUGGACAGAAUCGUUCCCGUGUCCCGAAGUCUGACCUCAUUCCAGAUGGAUAUUGUAUGGACAGUGGCGACAAAGGACAACACAACAAACAGAUGAACUAAACACAACUGCAAUUAAUUUAUUAAAAAUUAAAUUAAAUGAAAAACAAA
This is a messenger RNA of Gigantopelta aegis, 1091 nucleotides long. RefSeq lists its product as uncharacterized. The transcript is spliced from 6 exons. Lineage: Eukaryota; Metazoa; Mollusca; Gastropoda; Neomphalida; Peltospiridae. Bases 425 to 976 code for a protein of 183 amino acids. The record is from RefSeq and is a predicted model, not a curated record.